Molecule: messenger RNA, 542 nt
Organism: Lycium barbarum (goji berry)
Lineage: Eukaryota; Viridiplantae; Streptophyta; Magnoliopsida; Solanales; Solanaceae
Exons: 2
Coding region: 88-312 (74 amino acids)
Source: RefSeq, a predicted model, not a curated record
UCCCCAACUCUUCUCAACCCCCAAAAAAAAAAAAAAACAAUUUACUUUUCACCAAAAAAUUCCCCCAAAAUUUUCCUCCCAAACAAUAUGAAGAAAUCAGGAAUUUUUGUUGCUUCCUUAACUGCAGCUUCUGCUACUGCUACUUCUUCGUCCAAAGUUCGAAUUUCCCAUCAUCAGGAUGAUAAUUUGAAGAAAAAGGAUGAAAAUUUAAAUUCUUCGAAGAAAGUGGCAGCACCAAAAUCUUCAGAUAAAUUUGCACCAAAAUUUGAUGGAUUGAGAUUUAUUGAGACGCUGGUUACUGCUCAUAGAUAAAUUUACCAAAAGGGCAGAAAUUUUUUGACGGAUUUUUAGGAAAAUAUUAUUAUCAGAGGAAAAUUAUGAAUUGUGUGAUACCCAUUUUCUUGAAAUUCAUCUUUUUUUUUUUUUUGAGUUCCUAUUAUGGGUGUUUUGUAUAACUCAAUUGGCUAAUUGAUGACUCUGUUUGAGAGCUCUGUUUUUUGUUUAAUCUGAAUUGAAGGAAGAAAGAGAGCUUUUCUUUCUAA